This is a messenger RNA of Ananas comosus (pineapple), 825 nucleotides long. RefSeq names its product dirigent protein 22-like. The transcript has a single exon. The record is from RefSeq and is a predicted model, not a curated record. NCBI's taxonomy places the organism in Eukaryota, Viridiplantae, Streptophyta, Magnoliopsida, Poales, Bromeliaceae. Bases 40 to 585 code for a protein of 181 amino acids.
CACUAUAUACUCUUUUGUUUCCUUGACCUCCGCAACACAAUGGCCUCCUCCUUUCACAACCUGAUCUUUGCAUUCCUUUUCCUUUUGCCGCAUGUUUUCGCCGCGAAAAACUCCGGUGAAUCGGAGAAUGCGAGGCUCACGCACCUGCACUUCUACCUGCACGACACCCUGAGCGGCCCGCGCCCGUCCGCGGUCCGGGUCGCGGGGCUCUCGCCAAAGAACGCGACGGCGACGACGUCCCUCGGGUUCGGCGACAUCGUCGUGAUCGACGACCCGCUGACGGAGGGCCCGAGCAUCAGCUCGGCGCUCGUCGGCAGGGCCCAGGGGUUCUACGUGCACGCGUCGACGGAAGGCAUUGCUCUAGAGAUGGUGGUGAACCUGGUGCUCCUCCGGGGGGAGUACAACGGCAGCACGCUGGUGGUGGUCGGCCGGAACGCGGUGCUCGAGAUGACACGGGAGUUUGCGGUCGUCGGAGGGAGCGGGUCGUUCCGGUUGGCGCGUGGCUGGGUUGUCGACAAGACCUACGCCGUCGAUCCGAAGACCGGCGACGGCAUCUUCGAGUUCGAUGUCUACGUGCAGCACUAAACUUGUUUUGGAGAUUUGAGUGUUUCUUUUCUCAGAAGUUGCGGAAUAACAAUGCACCUGCAAUGAGAUGUGCUUUUGCAGGUGUUCAUAGCUUGUUUUUCAAGUUCCUUCACCAGGUUUGUUUGUGGUUAACACUUUUAAAAAUAGUUGCUUGUUGAAUUAUUUGGAUAAUUGUUAACUAUGCAUCAAGUGUGAUUAAGGCAGUGUAAAUUAAUAAUCAGCUUCUUAAACAUAGAGUAA